AAUCCCAUUGCCCCACGUUCCCUGCAGACUGGCAGUUCUCCCGUGCUCUGGCACCUCAACGUGCAAGAUGUUAGAUCGUGUUGACUCAAAGGAAACCCUUUUGAGAGACAAAAACUAAAAGGGCAGAACUGACUGGUUUGUGUUCAGCGUACGCGCGUCCGGGUUUGGAAAGGGAGGGCGGAGAUCGCCGCUGGGUUGCCGGAAUUAGGUCAGAAAUUGGCGAACGCCCGGGCCCGGGGGAGGCACUGGUGGUGUUGAGAAGAUGUCCAGUGAAGUGAAGCAGAGGAAGAAGAACGUGGCCGGUGGCAAGCAGAGCGACGGUCCGAGGGAGCAGCCUGCGAGAGGGAAGGUGUCGGAGGGCCCUGUGAGGAAUGCGCUGUGUUUGCUGUCGCUGCUCGCCAGCGCGGCCAUGGCGGGGCUCAUGUUCCAGCAGUCAGCUAAGUUUGCUGAUGUGGAACAAAAGUACCAGCAGCUGUACAUGAAAUCUGUAGCUGCCCAGGCCCUGGAAGAUGAAAUUAACAAAGUUUCAAAAAAGCUGGAAUCAUCUGAAGACGUCCUGCAGAAAGCACUAUCAUCCAGCUCAGUCAUGACCCUCUUCGAACAGGAGAUGUCAGAACUCCGCAGCAGUAUGACUAGUCUACAGAAUAAAGAACAGAUGAUAGCAAGAAAAAUGCAACAUGUCAAUGAAAAUUUUCAAAAUAUUUCAGACACUUGGAAACAAAGCUUAAAUGAAAUAAACACUGAAAUUGCCAACUUGAAGUCAGAGUCAAAGAGCAUGCAUAACAAAAUUUCAUCAGAAAUUAAUACAGUUGAACAAGGUGUGAAGGAUCUCACCAAAAAGAUCGAAGAUUUAGAAGGGAGUACUAUGAGAAACACAAAGGCAAUUGAGCGGCAAGAGGAAGAUGAUUUGAGUGGCCUUGAGAAGCAAGCGAACUGGAAUAUGAAAACUAUUGAGAAAUUAGCUGAACAACAGAUCGGUUUGAUUUCAAAGGAUAAAGAAUUAGGAGAAAAACUCUCUGAUUAUGAACCUAAACUUAAAGAAUGUCAAGAACAACUUCCCAUAAUUGAUAAUGGUGUCCACUCUGUUCUUAAGAUAUCCAGUGACCUCCUUAGCACUGAAAAGAAAAUAGAUGACAUGACAGUCCAGAUAUUAAAUUUGGAGGACAACAUGCUGAAAGUCGUAACUGAGAUAUUGGACAUUAAAAAAGAGCUGGAAAUGUUAUUGUCUGAUGGUCAGUUUAAAAGUCAAUAAAUUAUCUAGAUGCCAUGAAAGCUGUGUGAUGGGAUAUCAUUGAACAAGAAGGAGGAGGAGAAGAGUCCAUGGCUUUUUACAAUUAAAGUCACUGCAUCAGUAAACGGUGCACACAAAUGCAAUUAAUGGCACUCUUUUGAUGCAUUCUAGCUUUGCUUUUGGGACAGGAAAUUUCCAUUGCUGCAAAUGUAGUGACAUCAAGUGUAGUUCGUUGGACUUAACUGCCGGUAAAAGAAAUCACCAGACAUACCUCAUUGGAAAUGAUACAACCCAAAAGAUUGCCUUGGAAAUAAUGCUGAACUUUGUUGAAAGACAUUACAGAUGUUGAAAAUUAGAGUAAAAGCUAUGGGAAGUGUAUAAUUUAUAACUUUUAAAAUAAAUCAUCAUGUUUGCUUUCUGACAUCGUUCACAGAUUAAACACGUUAAUUUUAUGUCAGUGAUAAUAUCUAAUGAGUGAAACAUUGGCAGCAAUUUGAAGGAAAUGUGUUUGUUGUGACGAGCAAUCUGUGUUGUGCAAUCUGCAACCAUGUGUUUUUCGGAAUAUAAAUACAAUAUAGUGAAUGGUGAGGAGUAGCUUUAGUUAAGAAGCUAUGAAGCAAAACUUUAAAAUUUCAGUAGAAAGGCAGGUGAUAGGCACAAAGUAAACUUAGCUCUUCAGGGACUGAAGCUGGCAUUCCAGACUUUUAAAAUUCUCAGACGUCAGCUACUUCCAGGUCUAACCCUGUUUGUGUCUUUGGAGAGACUGCCAAGUAACAGGCCAUGUUAUCUUUGUCCAGUUUGGGAAGGGAAGUGGGUCCCAGAGAUGGGAGCUCAAUCCACUGCUGGCCAUGUCAAGGAAGGCUGGCAGAUCCCAUAGUGUGACCAGUGGAAGCACUGCUGAGGCUAUGAAGAAGGCACUCUCUGUAAAUGCCACCAGCACCAAGGAAGCAGUUGAGAACAUGUGACGCAUAGCAUUGGAGACAUCUGCCUUCACAAAUUCCAUGCUGGAUAACAGGGUUGAAAGAUGAGCAUAUAACACACUUGCCACUUUCUGCCAAAUCAAUUAAAUUUAAUAUACGCAAUAUAGUCUGCACCCCACUUUGUGGGGGUGCAGAUGCAGUGGAGAGGGGGGUCUGGACAAUGUGGAAAGACUACAAUUUGCAUGUUAAAUGUCAGUUAAUUGAAGUAAAUAUCUCUGCUACCAGUGUGCUCCUAUUGUACUUCAGAAGGAAAAGUACGAGGAGUAUGGGGAAACAGCAGGUGGCUACUUUAAAGUUCCAAGUCUGUUACUCACUCACCCCACCCCCACACCCUAUCAUGAAUUCUCCUUCCAUGGUCUUGGAAAAAUACUGGCCUAAAUCUGCUGUGUAUGGUACAUGUUGGGGAAACAUUCGUAGACAUCUUUAACCUCUCUUUACUACAGUUUGAAGUCCCCAUCUGCUUCAAGAAGACCACUAUCAUCUGGGUGCCAAAGAAAAAUCAUGCAGUCUGUCUCAAUGACAACUGCCCGGUGACUCUGACCUCCAUAAUUAUGAGGUGCUUUGAGAGGCUAGUCAUUGAUCACGUUAACUCCAGCCUAUCAGAUUGACUUGACCCUUUGCAAUUGACCUGGUAUAAUAGGUUAAUCUCUCUCUGGCCCUGCACUCAUCCUGGAAUAUCUGGAUAAGAAGGAUACCUAUGUCGGGCUCCUACCUAUUCACAACACCAUAAUUCCAAAAAAAAGCUCAAAUCUAACCUCUGAGACCUAGGUCUUGGCUACCCUCCCCCACACCGGCUAUAACUAGAUCCCAACUUUCUGACCGGUAGAUCACAAUACGUAAGAUUGUGACAAUAUCUCCUCACUGAUGGCCUGCAAGGCUCCGUACCUAGCCCCCCACUAUAUACACUUAUAUACUUACGACUGUGGGGCCAAAUUCUGUCCCAAGCCAUUCACACGUUUGCUGACGACAGCACCAUUGUAGGGCAGAUCUCAAACAGCAAUGAAACAGAAUCCAGGAAAGGGAUUGAGUGCUUAUUGACAUGGUGCAAAGACAACAAUCUCCCCAUUAAUGUCAACAAAUCGAAGGAGCUGGUCAUUGAAUUCAGGAAGCAGAGUGGAGGGCACACCCACUGUCUGCAUCAGUGGUGCUGAGAUGGAAAUGAUCAAGAGCAUCACCUGGAAAUGAUUAUUGCCAACCAUCUGUCAUGGUACACCCCUGUCAACGCAGUGGUCAAGAAAGCACAAUAAUAUCUCUACUUCCUCAGGAGGGUAAGGAAAUUCGGCAUGUCCACAAAGACUGUUACCAAUUUUUAUGUAUGUGCCAUAGAAAGCAUUGUAUCUGGAUACAUCACAGCUUGGUAUGAUAAUUGCUAUUCCCAAGAUUGCAAGAAACUACAGAGUCAUGAACACAGCCCAGUCCAUCAUGCAAACCAGCCAUUCACCGACUGUAUCAAUACUUUCUGCUGACUUGGGAAAGUAGCCAACAUAAUCAAAGACCACUUUCACCGUGGUUAUAUUCUCCCAUCCUCUUCUGGCUGUGAGAAGAUAUAAAAGAUAUUUAUAUAUAUGUGCAAAUAGAUUUAAGAACAACUUCUUCCCUGCUGUUAUUCGACUACUGAAUGGACCUCUCAAAUUUUAAAUUUAACGUUGAUCUCGCUAUUGUGCAGCUUCUCUGCACUGGUAACAUUAUAUUCUUUUCACUGUUCUAUUGUUCUCUGCACUUUGUAUUGUCUGAUCUACC
Hemiscyllium ocellatum (epaulette shark) is the source of this 3951-nucleotide messenger RNA. RefSeq names its product inhibitor of nuclear factor kappa-B kinase-interacting protein-like. Bases 263 to 1252 code for a protein of 329 amino acids. The transcript is spliced from 3 exons. NCBI's taxonomy places the organism in Eukaryota, Metazoa, Chordata, Chondrichthyes, Orectolobiformes, Hemiscylliidae. The record is from RefSeq and is a predicted model, not a curated record.